Messenger RNA from Cladophialophora psammophila CBS 110553, 1590 nucleotides. RefSeq lists its product as uncharacterized. The record is from RefSeq and is a predicted model, not a curated record. Gene Ontology annotation, biological process: DNA replication initiation; DNA replication. Gene Ontology annotation, cellular component: nuclear origin of replication recognition complex; nucleus. Bases 1 to 1590 code for a protein of 529 amino acids. The transcript is spliced from 3 exons. Gene Ontology annotation, molecular function: DNA replication origin binding. NCBI's taxonomy places the organism in Eukaryota, Fungi, Ascomycota, Eurotiomycetes, Chaetothyriales, Herpotrichiellaceae.
AUGGUGACUUUAUUACCGCCUGAACUGCUUCAUUUGAUCCUGCGCAAAUGUCCUUGCCGGCGAUCGCAGAUCCAAGAGCUUGCGACAUAUUACAAUGAUAUCUUCCCCAGUCCUCCGGUCCUCGUUGCCUGCGGCCUUGAGACCACAAGCAAGACGACGGUCAUUGUCGAAGUGCUGAGAUCAAGAGAAAUCCAACAUGGAAUCAUCAAGAGCAGGGAGUGUCUCUCACAAAGACAUUUGCUGUCCAAGAUCUUUGCGGCCUGUAUCAGCGCCUUUGGUCAAGAGAGCCAAACAGACCAUUUCGACCGGACGGACAGCAUCAACGCGCUCCUGGGGAAUCUGCGCAAGCUCUUUGAACGAGUGGUGGGCCAGAAGAAAUUCGUGGCCGUAAUUGAGGAUGCAGAUGCCUUGAGACAAUCUGGACCAACACUGCUCCCUGCGCUUGCACGGCUAGGAGAUCUGGUUCCUGGAUUCUCAGUCAUAUUGACCUCGAGCUCCCCACGACCUCUCAACCUGCACAAGGCCGGUGUGCCGUACGUUCACUUCCCGCCCUAUACACGCUCUGAAGCAAUCUCGAUCAUCGUCUCUCGAGCGACGCCUCCGCUCCCUGACGCGCUUCCUGACGCGCCUAUUGAGAUGGACGAGACCGCGCUGUCGAAGCUGUAUGCUCAAUUCGCGAUUACAGUCUACGACACCUUAAUAUCGUCAACAUCCUCUACAUCCAUAGAAACCUUUCGUCUGGCUUGUGAGAAGUUGUGGCCGCGGUUCAUCGAGCCAAUGGUGUCUGGUCAAGAACCACCUGGGAGAGCGAAAUCGUGGGACUUUGCAAAGUUACUGGUGCAAAAUCGUGGUCUGUUUCGAUCAGAAGGCGAGGACGCUUUGCAUAACACGUUCCCAAGAAAAGCACUGCCGCACAGCCCUGAAUCUGGCUCAUCACUUCGUCAAGAUUUGUUCAAAAUCGGGCCUUCACCAACCGGCAAUGGAAUAUUAAGUGCGCCAGCAACAACAGCGCCGUCAGAAUCAUCUCUGGCCCGGCCGCCACUGCUGAAGCAUUUUCCCACGCUUAUCCUGCUAUCGGCUUAUCUUGCAAGCCACACACAGCCGAAACAUGACAUCCUGCUCUUCUCCCGCCUCAGCGCUUCCUCCAGCUCGACCAGUAAGAAAAUCCGCAGGCUGAGGCAAACACCGACGAAGACGAAAUCGACAUCUACCCCUAGUGGGACUCCGACAAAGGACGCCGCCACCCCAACCAAAUCGCGCUCCAAGUCUUUGUUCGCUGCAGGGGCUAAUCUAGGCUCACCACGACCAUUCACUCUCGAGCGGCUUGUCGCAAUCGUUCGGGCGGUUCAUCCGCACGGCAUCCCCAGUCGCCCAGGUCGCGGGGUGAGUGAUCGGAUAUACCGUGAGCUUGGGGAGCUGGAGAGACUGAGGCUCGUUGCACGGGCCUCUGGAUCUGGCGCAUCGACCGGGACCAGCGACGAUGCAGGAGACGAGAGAUGGCGAGUCAAUGUAGGCAGAGAAUGGGUUGUGAGUAUGGGGCACAUAUGGGGGAUGGGAGUCAGUGAGUACGAGAUAGACCCAGACUUGUAA